CGCGCGGCCAUAACGGUGCGCAUGAAAGUCCUGGCUGAUGCUCUGAAGAGGAUCAACAAGGCCGAAAAGAGAGGCAAGCGCCAGGCUCUCAUCAGGCCGUGCUCCAAAGUCAUCGUCCGGUUUCUGCCUGUGCUGAUGAAGCACGGUUACAUCGGCGAAUUUGAAAUUAUUGAUGACCACAGAGCUGGGAAAAUUGUUGUGAACCUCACAGGCAGGUUGAACAAGUGUGGAGUAAUCAGCCCCAGAUUUGAUGUGCAACUAAAAGGUCUAGAAAAAUGGCAGAACAACUUGCUUCCGUCCCGUCGAUUUGGUUUCAUUGUACUGACGACCUCAGCGGGCAUCAUGGACCAUGAAGAAGCAAGACGAAAACACACAGGAGGGAAAAUCCUGGGAUUCUUUUUCCAGGGAUGUGAUAUAUAUGUGGAAAUAAAAUGCCUCAAAGGAAAAAAAAACAAACAAAGUUCUGGCUUCCUUGGUGAUUGCACUGCGGCCGUGUCCAUCCGCACCCUCCGGCCCCGCCCCCUCCUCCCCGCGCACCGAGACGCCCUCCGCCCGCGUUCUCCCCUCGCCCGGGAUCCGCUCACCCAUCCCCUGGCCAGCGGGUAUUGGGUGCACCUGACAGCGGCUCGAGCCUUAUAG
Messenger RNA from Myotis daubentonii (Daubenton's bat), 639 nucleotides. RefSeq names its product small ribosomal subunit protein uS8-like. The coding region runs from base 22 to 639 and encodes 205 amino acids. The record is from RefSeq and is a predicted model, not a curated record. The transcript has 2 exons. Lineage: Eukaryota; Metazoa; Chordata; Mammalia; Chiroptera; Vespertilionidae.